UCAUGAGAAUGUUGAUCUGUCAUCAUCAUUCAAAAUCAGAUUUGUAUAACAACUGUUGGCAUAGAAAUAAAUGGUGUUUGAAAAGCACUUUUUUAUAGAGCCUACUUGUAAUAGGAUAUGAUUGCAAAUUGGCAUUAAACCCUUUGUAUCUUUUUAUUGUAAGCUAUUAACUGAUUGUUUAUGAUUUAUGCAUACAGUCAUUCGCAUAACAUUGCUAUUUUUCAGUGCUGUGUUGCAAAAUAAUUAAUGGCCAAUGUCAGCACAGGGUUUCUGGCUCUUGUACUUCACAGCUGUGGCCAAUUUAAAUGGAUUAUUGGACUGUAUCAGGUGUGAUACAUCACCAUUGCUUCUGUGUCCUUAAUGUAUUUAGCCCAGUUCAGAACUACAUUUUGCCUCUGCACAACAUUAGCGGAAACACAAUUAAAUUCUCCCCGGAGGGAUGUUGACAGCCGGCAGGGACCGGGGGUGUGUAUCGGUUACAUGGAAAUUCAGAAUGAUUGGAUUUGAAUGUGCACCAUAUAGGCGACCAGAUGGCAGCCGGUGACACUGACACACUUACUCUUGACUCUGUGCCUGGUUCUCAACUCUUUGGUGGGGUUUCCUCAGUGAAUUUCAGGCAGGGGUGUUUACUUCUGAAAGGUUUUUUCCCUUCAGUUUUCCCCUCCUUAUCCGUCCAACUUUGAACACCUGGUAAUGAUUAGACUCCCUUGCAUUUAUUCACAUUCCAGUAGGCUAGACAUCAGAGAGGCUUCCAGUGGGUUUUUAUGUUGCAGAAUUAUGUCAUCAACUGCCUUCAUAUUGAGGUUUGGCAUGCUCUUUGUAGGUUUUGCUGAUACUGAUCAUAUCAAUGUUCAAAACAAUGUCAGUCAACUCCUGCAACAGACAACAGAGGCUAUUCAAGACCCAGUUCUCACUUGGGACACGUGUUAUCAAAAUCUUUCACGUUUUCUUUCAUCUUCGGUGUGAAUUUUAAUUGUCUCAAAAGGAUUCAAUGAAAAUGUCGGUCUGCGUCCACGAGAACCGCAAGUCUCGUGCCAGCACGGGCUCUAUGAACUUCUUCCUGUUCCACAAGUCCUCGUAUGCCGACAGUGUGCUAAUGCACCUUAAUGCUCUUCGUCAGCAAAGACUCUUCACCGAUGUUCUGCUCCACGCGGGAAACCGCUCUUUCCCGUGCCACAGGGCUGUGCUGGCUGCCUGCAGCCGCUACUUUGAAGCAAUGUUCAGUGGAGGGCUGAGAGAGAGUCAGGACAGUGAAGUGGACUUCAGGGACUCCAUUCAUCCAGAGGUAUUGGAGCUCCUUCUGGACUAUGCGUACUCAUCAAGAGUGAUAAUAAACGAGGAGAAUGCAGAGUCUCUCCUUGAGGCCGGUGACAUGCUGGAGUUUCAGGACAUCCGGGAUGCCUGUGCCGAGUUCCUUGAGAAGAACCUUCACCCAUCCAACUGCCUGGGCAUGCUGAUGCUCUCGGAUGCUCACCAGUGCACCCAGCUGUUCCAGCUGUCCUGGGGCAUGUGCCUCAGUAACUUCCCUGCUAUUUGCAAGACUGAAGAGUUUCUCCAGCUGCCCAAGGACAUGCUGGUGCAACUGUUGGCACACGAAGAGCUCGAAACCGAGGACGAGCGUCUAGUCUACGAGUCGGCACUUAACUGGGUGAACUACGACCUUGAGAGAAGGCACUGUCACCUUCCUGAGCUGCUCCGUACUGUGCGUCUGGCUCUCCUGCCUGCAAUCUUCCUCAUGGAGAAUGUCUCUACGGAGGAGCUCAUCAUCGCACAGGCUAAAAGCAAAGAGCUGGUGGAUGAAGCCAUCCGCUGCAAACUGCGCAUCUUGCAAAAUGACGGCGUCGUCAAUAGUCCUUGCGCCCGGCCACGCAAGACCAGUCAUGCCCUUUUCCUGUUGGGUGGCCCCACGUUUAUGUGUGACAAGCUCUACCUGGUGGACCAGAAGGCCAAAGAGAUCAUUCCAAAGGCAGACAUCCCCAGUCCACGCAAGGAGUUCAGCGCCUGUGCCAUUGGCUGCAAAGUGUACGUGACAGGGGGCCGUGGCUCAGAGAAUGGUGUGUCUAAGGACGUUUGGGUGUAUGAUACGUUACAUGAGGAAUGGUCCAAAGCAGCUCCGAUGCUAAUAGCACGUUUCGGUCAUGGUUCCGCUGAGUUACGCCACUGCCUCUAUGUCGUUGGAGGUCACACUGCUGCCACUGGCUGCCUGCCUGCAUCACCAUCUGUGUCCUUGAAGCAGGUUGAGCAGUUUGACCCAGUUGCUAACAAGUGGAGCAUGGUGGCACCGCUGCGAGAAGGAGUUAGCAAUGCCGCUGUCGUCAGCGUAAAGCUGAAGCUAUUCGCCUUCGGAGGGACGAGUGUGGCCCACGACAAGCUACCCAAAGUUCAGUGCUACGAUCCCUCAGAAAAUCGCUGGACAGUCCCAGCGUCCUGUCCACAGCCGUGGCGCUACACUGCAGCUGCUGUUCUCGGCAACCAGAUCUUUGUAAUGGGAGGCGACACUGAGUUCUCCGCUUGCUCUGCCUACAAAUUCAGCAGUGAAUCUUAUCAGUGGACUAAAGUUGGAGAUGUUACAGCCAAACGAAUGAGCUGCCAAGCGGUGGCCUCUGGAAACAAACUUUACGUGGUGGGUGGCUACUUUGGUACUCAGCGCUGCAAAACCCUGGACUGUUACGACCCCACGCUGGAUGCCUGGAACAGCAUCACUACUGUACCAUAUUCCUUAAUCCCCACUGCCUUCGUCAGCACCUGGAAACACCUUCCAGCCUGAAGCACGCCUCUUCUCCCCUGAGUGACUCUACUGUCCUAUGAGAGUUCUUUGUGUCCAUUUGUCGUUAUUGUCUACUGGGUUCCAACUGUGAAGAAACACUAUAACCUUCCUGUGCAAUUUUAUGAAGAGACUUUCUCCCAUAAGAGCUAAAUAUUGUGUACGAAGUCCAGUCUCAAAGCUUUUUUUUCUGCAGCCUCACCAGUUCAACUUUUUUUUUUUUUUUCUCCAAACUUCCUGUUUGGAUGUUUCAAGUACAUUGUGAUGUCAUAUCCUACAUUUUGUGGAGUGUCAGAACUUGGACAUCACAGUGAAAACCAAAAGAACUGCAACGCGGCCUGGAAGUCCAGUCUGCUUCCAUCGUAACCAGCAUAUUCAUCACCUUCGUCCCCCACAUUUGUGUACGCUGACCGUUUUUGUACAAUGCUGAUGCCAUGUAAGCUAAAAUAGACCUGUAUGCCUGUCUUAAUUUUUAUACUGCAUGAAGGAUGAGUGGAAGCUUUUUCAUUGGGAGAUCAACAGGAGUCUCAGUGCAUGAUUGGAGAUGUUAAGAUAGUCCAGGAUAAGUACCUCAUGUCCUGAUAUGUAUAUAUGUAUGUUGAAAAAUAGACCUUGC
Messenger RNA from Cyprinus carpio (common carp), 3380 nucleotides. RefSeq names its product ectoderm-neural cortex protein 1-like. The record is from RefSeq and is a predicted model, not a curated record. The transcript is spliced from 4 exons. Gene Ontology annotation, molecular function: protein binding. NCBI's taxonomy places the organism in Eukaryota, Metazoa, Chordata, Actinopteri, Cypriniformes, Cyprinidae. Bases 992 to 2767 code for a protein of 591 amino acids.